AUGGCGCUGGAGGAGCUCGACCACGCGGCCAAGGGCGGGCCCAUCCCGAGGAUGUGGGUCACGAUCGAGCAGGGACCUCCCGCUAGGGGCUCUGGCGAGGAGGCGUCGGCUAGGGUCAUCAAGCGGGAGGCCGUCGUGCUGGUGCGCCGAAGUGUGCCGCUCGUCGACGGGAACACCAAGGGCGUCUGCUAG
Miscanthus lutarioriparius is the source of this 192-nucleotide messenger RNA. The record is from the annotation of a GenBank genome assembly. Lineage: Eukaryota; Viridiplantae; Streptophyta; Magnoliopsida; Poales; Poaceae.